Messenger RNA from Exophiala dermatitidis NIH/UT8656, 2130 nucleotides. RefSeq names its product heat shock 70kDa protein 5. NCBI's taxonomy places the organism in Eukaryota, Fungi, Ascomycota, Eurotiomycetes, Chaetothyriales, Herpotrichiellaceae. Gene Ontology annotation, cellular component: nucleus; cytosol. Bases 122 to 1867 code for a protein of 581 amino acids. Gene Ontology annotation, molecular function: ATP binding; ATP-dependent protein folding chaperone. Gene Ontology annotation, biological process: protein folding. The record is from RefSeq and is a predicted model, not a curated record. The transcript has a single exon.
GUCUUCAAGUUGCCUUCCGUGAAAAGAGAAACGCACCUGGAUGUCCUGGAGCCCGCAACUUGUGUCUUUUUAGAAAUAGCAAGGUUUUGACACAUCCCCGUCCUUCAACUACGUCGUUACCAUGAGCGACGAAGCCAACGGGGCGCCGGCUGCCGGCUCGCCCGAACACUAUGCCAUUGGUAUUGCGUUUGGAAACUCAUACAGUUCGAUAGCACACAUCUCGGGAGAAGGAAAGGUCGAGGUUAUUGCCAACGAAGAAGGUGACCGACAGAUCCCUUCUGUUUUGUCCUACAUCGAUGGAGAAGAAUACCACGGCACGCAAGCGAAAGCGCAGUUGGUGCGCAACAGCAAGAACACCGUUGCAUACUUCCGAGACUUUAUUGGCAAGGAUUACAAGUCGAUAGACCCUACUCCAUGCCAUGCCUCGGCACACCCUAUCGAGGCCGACGGUCAGAUCUGCUUCUCGAUCCGGGACACGGAGAGCGAAGCCGAGAACAAAGUCUCAGUCGAGGAGAUCACUGCCAGACACCUGCGACGAUUGAAGAACUCUGCCUCUGACUUUGUCGGCAAACCCGUGACGGCGGCAGUUGUUGCAGUUCCCACCGAUACCAACGACGAACAAAAAGCUGCACUCUCCAAAGCAGCGGCCAGCAUCGAGCUUGAGAUCCUACAGUUCAUGCCGGAACCGAUCGCUGCUCUCCUUGCAUAUGACUCGCGGUCAUCCGACUCAGCGGCAGACAAGAACGUGUUGGUGGCGGAUUUUGGCGGGACCCGGUCGGAUGUGGCCGUCAUUGCGUCAAGAGGAGGAAUGUACAGCAUCUUGGCCACCGCCCACGACUACGAACUUGGAGGUGUCCUUCUUGACCAGAUCCUCGCCGACCACUUCGCCAAGGAAUUCGAGAAAAAACACAAGAGCGACCCCCGCAAGAACGAGAGAAGCCUGGCAAAACUGAAGCUCGAAUCUGAGGCUGUCAAGAAGGCCCUCAGCCAGAGUACCAGUGCGACAUUCAGUGUGGAAAGCCUUGCGGACGGCGUCGAUUUCCGGUCGACCAUCAACCGGAGCCGCUACGAGAUCCUUGCCCUGAAGACUUUCACUCGUUUCACCAGACUUGUCGAGGAAGCCAUCAAAAAGGCCGACCUCGACGUGCUGGACAUUGACGAAGUCAUCAUGUCCGGAGGCACUUCGCACACCCCCAAGAUCGCGAGGAACAUCGAAGGUCUCUUCCCGGAAUCGACCCAAGUGUUGGCUCCUGCAACCACCCCUACCGCCCUCAACCCCUCGGAGCUCUCGGCCAGAGGCGCCGCCCUCCAGGCAUCCCUGAUCCAAGAAUUCGACAAGGAGGACAUCGAUCAGUCCACCCACGAAAUGGUCACCGUCACCCCGCACUUGACCGCCGCCAUCGGCUACCAAGUCACCGGCCAACCGGCCGAUGCGUUCACCGUCAUCAUCCCCGCCGAGACUGCCGUGCCCGCUCGGAGAAGCAAGACGAUUGAAGGGCUCGAGGGUGACGUCUUGGUCCGGAUAUGCGAAGGCGAGCGCGAAAUCAAGGUCACCAAACCGGAGCCGAAAGAGAAGCCCGCCACGAACGGCACAAAGGAGAAGAAUGACGAUGAUGAAGAUGAUGAAGAUGAUUCCGAUUUCGACGAGGAUGAUGAACCAGAAGAGAUCCGGGAAAAGGUCUGGAAGCCCAAACAAGCUCUCGCCGAGUUUGUCUUCAAGGCUCUGCCCAAAGGCUCAAAAGUCGAGGUCAUGGUCAAUGUUGAUGCUGAGUUGGUGGUAUCGAUUACUGCUCGGCAUGUCGGGGGCAAAGGUGGCGUCCGGGGUGAAAUCAAGGCUUCGGAAGCCGUGCAGAACGGUAGUGCUUGAUAAUUGCAGUGAUAGAAGAUAGUCUUUUUUUUGUCAUUCCAAUUUUGUGUUUCUGUCCUGUUCUGCAUGAAGUGUUAUGCGAAACAAAAUGUACUGUACGGUCUGCUGCUAUGGCAUUGCGGGGGGACAUGAGUAGAUUGCGGCCAAGUGACUUAAGAGUAACAGACAAUAUAGUAUCGUAUGUAGGUUACCUAAGUUGAUAAUGUCGUGCAAUGUGUGAAGCAAGAGUCGCCAUUUGAUUUGGUAUUGUCCAGGCAUAGCCC